This is a messenger RNA of Ruditapes philippinarum (Manila clam), 1822 nucleotides long. RefSeq lists its product as uncharacterized. The transcript is spliced from 4 exons. Lineage: Eukaryota; Metazoa; Mollusca; Bivalvia; Venerida; Veneridae. The record is from RefSeq and is a predicted model, not a curated record. The coding region runs from base 1 to 597 and encodes 198 amino acids.
AUGUCAAACCAUUCUCUUCAAAGAUAUUCUACAUACUCGUCUACUUUUGGCGGUGAGGAUAAUAAUCAUCCCAAUAGAAUAUCAGGUUUACGGCGUGUAGAGGACAGACAAAUGAGAAUGAAUUUCAUAUGGAUAAAUAACAGAAACGUAACUUACAGCGCUUGGAAAGGAAGUCAACCGUCAGCUGGGGAUUGUUCACUUACCUCAUUCAUGUACUUUAACACCGAAGAGCUUUGGGAGACUGAAAAUUGUUAUAAUAACCAUGUCAAAUUUUUCAUCUGUGAAAAACCGUUUUCAUUGGAAAACAAGAUAUAUGACAGUGAUUUCACGGAGAAAGAUGUGUGUAAUAAUUAUGUAGAGAAAGACCUGAUGACAUCACCAUACUCUGGUAGAAAUUGUCAGAAUUGGUUUAAUCUAUCUGACAAUGCUAAACGUGAUUUUGAUACCAACUUUUCCGCCUUAUGGAGCACUUUUGAAAAUUCAACUGUGUGUAAGGAUCCCUCUGCACACGAUAUUCCAUGGUGCUAUGUCGGUUACUCUGAGAAAUUAAUGCGGGAGCCAUGCUUUUUGCAACGCAAGUUAUAUUCAUAUACUUAAUGUAUUUUAGCUCACCUGAGCAGAAAGUGCUCAAGGUGAGCUUUUGUGAUCACAAUUUGUCCGUAAGUACGUCUGUGCAUCAGUGCGUCCGAGCGUCUGUACGUCCGUCGUCAAGUUUUUAAACAAACAACUUCUUCUCAGAAACCACUAGGCCAAAUGCGAUGCGAUGCAAUUUUCCUUGGAUGUUCCUAGCAUAAAGCUCUACUAAAAUGGUUCUGGAUAAUAACACAUCAGGAUCAGCAGGGCUAAAAAUAGAUUUUUGAAAUGAAAAAAAUAUAUAAAAUUUAUAAAAAUUCUCCUUUGAAAGUGUCAGGCCUUGAACUUAAAUAUUGUGUACGUCACAUCAUCUACGGCAACUCUACAAAAAUUGUUCAAAUUACAGCCCUGGUGUCAAAAUUGGCCCCGCCCCGGGGGUCUUUGAUUAUUAUUAUAUACAUAAAGUAAAAAAUCUUCCUGUAAAAACGUAAGAGCUAGAGCUUAGAUAUUUGGCAUGAAACAUUUUCAAGAAGGUGUCUACCAGGUUUGGUCAAAUAAAAGCCCUAGCGUCGAAAUUGGCACUACCCAUCAUCGAUUUUCCAUAACUGUAUAUAGUAAAACUAAAAGAAUCUUUUGUGAAAAUCCCAAAUCAAUAGAACUUAGAUAUUUGGCAUGAAAUAUUUUCUAGUGGAUGUCUACCAAGUUCGUUCAAACAAAAGCCCAAGGGUAAACAUUUACCCUGCCCCAGGAGUGUUUGAUUACCGUUAUGCAACUUAAUAAGAAUGAAUAAAGUUUUGAAUUAAUAACCAGAAAAUAAUUGAGAUUUUUUAAUUAUUAUUUUUUAUGAUUAAUUAAGAUAUGAAGAACAUAUUUAUGUUAUUAAAAAUAAAUUUAUAAAUCUUCCUUAACCCAAUCAUGUUUCAAAUAAAUUCAGUAUAUAUAGCAAGAGUUGACUAAUAGGAGAUAGGUUAGUAGCCAUCCGGUUAGCUCAAUAGGUAGAGCGUUGGACUGUGAAUCGGACGACCCGUGUUCGAUUCCCGGAAGGCCGAGGUCACUUUCGUUGUGAUUGAUCAUGAAAUCCUGUCUACGAUCAUUUGCACUGUACUGUUGCUAUGGUAUGUACAGAAGUCUCAAAAGUGAUGGCAACUAGUACUAGUAAACUGGUUGACACCCUGCCUAGGAACGAUGCGGUGGUUGAACUGUGCUCUGAUGAAUUUAAUGUGGCUUACUGCCGUGAUGUUGAGUGUCA